Molecule: messenger RNA, 1976 nt
Organism: Onychostoma macrolepis
Lineage: Eukaryota; Metazoa; Chordata; Actinopteri; Cypriniformes; Cyprinidae
Exons: 6
Coding region: 834-1271 (145 amino acids)
Source: RefSeq, a predicted model, not a curated record
UGGUUUAACAAAGACUUUUUCUAAACACCUUUUGAGUUUGUUUUAAUGCAUUUGACCAAAACGUAUUGAAAAACCCAUUGACUUCAAAAAUGCUAACGUUUUAGGAUUCGUUCCUGCAUCACUCUAUUGGCUGUUCCCGUUUCUCCCAUUCAUUGCAAUAGCAGUGGUCCAUCUCAGCUACACACAGUCUCUGGUUAAGCUCAUUUAAAUUUGUUUUAGACCAUUAGACAUGACAUUACAGUGCCUUGGAAGCCUGCCUGAAACCAGUGUUCUUAGGAGGAACUUUGAUACACAGAAGCAAUGUUUAUUCAUUGAACAACAAGCUGCACAAUCUAGGCCACUUCUGGUUGUCAGAUGUCCAUAGUUAAUAUGGCCAAACUGUACCUGCAGUUACAUGCAAUGACGUUAUUAAUGGUUUAGUGUCCAAAACAUCUGUAGGAAUUGUUUUAUUUCCCCAAAUAUAUUUUCAAAAGAUUUUGUUCCAAGUCAUUUUCAUAGUUAUGAGUAACUCAUAUGACCCUGUGUUUACGUUAUGUGUUUAAUCUUCACAAAGCUGUUUUUUUCUUAUCAGCUCAUUUCUAGUCUAUUUCUAAUGACUGAUGCCCAAACACACCAGCAUCCGCUGCUCAGGCCAGUGUCUCAUUAACCCAAAUUCAUAUCAGCUGCUCAGCACGAGCAGGAAACAUACAUGUGACACACCCAGAUAUGAAACUGAAGUUCAGCAUUUAUCAGUACAGAUAGGCCUACACUAAGCUCCAUGUUAGACUACAUGCUACUGUGUUAUUGUGCAGUAGAGAGUGCCAUGCAGGAAGGAGAGGAGAGGAAGUGAGGCGAUGGGCUGCACCUCAGCCAAGCAGUUGUCAUCUGUACCCAGUGAUGAAGAGGGCCGGGGUAAGGCCUACAGCAAUGGAGAUGCCUUCUCCGAUGAGUACAAACUAAAAGGAGUUGAGAAGGUAAAGUACAUGCAUGGAGAAGAGGAGCGAACGAACACACGAAAUCAAGAGAACUUGGAAAAGAGCACAUUUUUGCACAAGGGCAGGCACAAAGAUGCCACCGGGAAUAGUAAUAAGAUAAGUAUCCACUCUUCAGAGAGCCAGCAGGAGUUCUUCAGGAUGCUGGAUGAGAAGAUUGAAAAGACUACAUACAGUGGAGAGAGCCAUGCUGAGAAUCCUGGAUUUCGCCCCCCCUUUGACAUGGACACUACACACGCUGGACUAGCAGUGGAGAUGAUAUCUCCUAAGGAGGACAUACCUACCAAGAGACUUGCGUGAUUCUGUCCAGCUCAUGCUGUUGAGACACAGUAGGUGAAAGUGUAUGGACAGAAACACAAGGCCAUUUCUAGCAUUCCAAUUGUUUUUUUUAACGAAGUAUUUUUCACCCACAGUGUAUUAUGUAUAUGUAUUUUUGACCUUUUUCUUUGAGUUAUGUUACAACGCUCAGGACAGCAGUGCUGUAUGUAUCAUCACUAGAUUUGUUUGUUAGAUGAGGGCAGUGCAGUUCCUUCAGGGCCGGUCUUGAGGACGUGUUGGGCGGUGGAGAUAGAUCACAGCAUCUAGCCAUGUUUAGAGACACCAGUUACAGCAUCUUAAGGUCAUGUAGUUUUCAAAUACUCAUUUUACUCUAUAUAACAGGUGGAUAUCAUACGUUCGCUUGACAUUUAUAGUCACUAUUCUUGAGUUGAAAACCAGUACAAGUUUCAAAACCAGCCUUCAGAAAGUUUUACAUAGAUACGUUUUUAUUACCAGGAAGUGCUUCUUCCUUUUACAGUAUGACAGUAAUUUGCCAUAGCCUUAAGCACACAGUAUUUUCUUUUGAAAUGAGAUACAACAGUAAGCCAUUAAUUUCUGUAUUUUCACACUAAAGUGAACAGUAUCCCACAUAUAUGCUUAAGUUCUCUAUAUACACAGUUGGGCCAAACUAAAUUGCCAAAAAUGCAAGUGUGAUGCUGAGUGAAAGAAUAAAUAAAUACACAAUGA